Volvox carteri f. nagariensis is the source of this 567-nucleotide messenger RNA. RefSeq lists its product as uncharacterized. The annotation marks the transcript as partial. The transcript has 2 exons. Lineage: Eukaryota; Viridiplantae; Chlorophyta; Chlorophyceae; Chlamydomonadales; Volvocaceae. The record is from RefSeq and is a predicted model, not a curated record.
UUGCUGGCCGUAGACCUGGAGGCGCUGGCCGGCAGUCUUUCCGCACUGCCGCUCCACACGCUGCUAUCCCUGGAGCCACACUACCUGGCGGGCCUGGAUCCAGAGGCACCGGCCACCGGCACAACGAGCGGACCCGACCCUACGGUAACGGAGCAACGGCAACCUGGGAGCGCUGCUACGACCCCCACGGCGGCAGUAGCGGCAGCAGCACCUGCUAUACCAGCACAUGCGGCGGCGGCGGCGCCAGCAGUUGUGGGGUGUGUGCCUUCCGGCCGACUGGUGGCCUGUGCACCGCCAGCACCAGCAGCCCAGCUGGCUGGAGCAACCCGUGGUCCGCUCGGAGGACACCCCGGCGGGAAGCCACCGCACUCCAGUGCUGCGCUGCUACCUAAGGCGCCGGGGUUGCAACGGGGGCCAACACCAGUAGUGGCGACUAGCGACUCAAGUGCUGGCGGCGGUGCAGCUAAUGCUGGGGCGGUUGUGGACGACGAGCUGCGGCUGCUACUGGGCCUGCCGGUGGGGACUAACGAUGGUCCCACGGCCAAGGUGGCUGUUGUUACAAACUAA